This is a messenger RNA of Cavia porcellus (domestic guinea pig), 1700 nucleotides long. Its product is annotated as GPI-linked NAD(P)(+)--arginine ADP-ribosyltransferase 1. The coding region runs from base 158 to 1168 and encodes 336 amino acids. Gene Ontology annotation, molecular function: NAD+-protein-arginine ADP-ribosyltransferase activity; NAD+ poly-ADP-ribosyltransferase activity. The transcript is spliced from 5 exons. NCBI's taxonomy places the organism in Eukaryota, Metazoa, Chordata, Mammalia, Rodentia, Caviidae. The record is from RefSeq and is a predicted model, not a curated record.
GCUACUAGGGGUGGAGAGUUGACAAUAUAAAGGAGAAAGCUGUCCUCCCCCUGCACUGGUGACCAUUGCAAGAGCCCAACACCACCCUGCAGAAGGCCUAGAUGAGGAAACCGAGAUUCCCAAAAGAGAUACCAACUUGCCCAGGCUCAGCUCCAACAUGCAGAUUCCUGCCAUGCUGUGUCUGCUACUUGUUGUGUCUGUGGGCCUCAUGGAUGCCCUUCAGGGUGACAGGGGUCCAUCAUCUCUCCCUCAUGUCCAAAGGCACUCUCUCACACGACGAGACAUCUUCUCUCAAGAAACACCCCUGGACAUGGCCCUGGCCUCCUUUGAUGAUCAAUAUGUGGGCUGUGCAGCAGCCAUGACAACUGCCCUCCCAGAACUUAACCACACUGAGUUCCAAGCCAACAAAGUCUACGCGGAAGGCUGGGCGCUGGCCAACAGCCAGUGGCAGGAGCGCCAGGCCUGGGGUCCAGCAUGGGGCCUGAGUACUACCCGGCCACCCCCACCGCCUCCUGGUUUCCGGGAUGUGCAUGGGGUGGCACUCCUGGCCUACACUUCCAACAGCCCCCUGCACAAGGAGUUCAAUGCAGCCGUGCGGGAGGCAGGCCGCUCCCGGGCCCAUUACCUCCAGCACUUCUCCUUCAAGACGCUCCAUUUCCUGCUCACAGAGGCCCUGCAGCUGCUGGCCACAGGCCAGCGUCCACCCCGGUGCCACCAGGUGUACCGAGGGGUACGUGGCAUGCGUUUUCGACCUGCAGGGCCUGGGGCCACAGUAAGGCUUGGAGGCUUCGCCUCUGCUUCCCUGCAGAAUGUCGCAGCGCAGCAGUUUGGAGAGGACACCUUCUUUGGCAUCUGGACCUGUCUAGGAGCUCCUAUCAGAGGCUACUCCUUCUUCCCUGGAGAGGAAGAGGUGCUGAUCCCCCCCUUUGAAACCUUCCAGGUGAUAAAUGCCAGCCGACCCGCCCAGGGCCCUGCUCGCAUCUACCUCCGGGCCCUGGGCAAGCGCAGCAUGUACAACUGUGAGUACAUCAAAGACAAGAAGUGCAAAUCUGGGCCCUGCCGACUGGAUAGCUCAGCCGUGCAUCAGGGCUCCCUCUCGGCAGUCUGGUCCCUGCUGCUGUUUCUGUGGUUCCUGGAGGCCCUGCCAGCAAGUCCAGUCCUGCUCUGAUCUGUCAGACACCAAGCAGCCCCACCUGAGCCUCUGCCAGCCGGCGGGUAUGGGCCAUAUGUGUGCUCUAAGCACACUCGUGCUUCCUGGUAAAGCCAUCUGCAGCCGCCAGACCUCGGGUGGAGACACAGGAGAGAAUCUAGGGACUAAACCUUGGGCACUAGAAGUGGGGCUCUUGCUGGAGGUGAGAGGACUCCAGGACAGACAGCCAUUCACCUGAAGGCAGAAGAGACCUCAUCUUACUGGAAGAGUGGACGGGUGGAAAGCACUUGGCCAUGGAACUUGUGUGAUUCAAAUGCCUCAUUUGCCUAUCUGGACAGCUCCCAAUCACUCCUCAGAAAGCCACCUCUGGCCUUCGACACUGGCUGGGUUAAGGAUCCCUGCCUCAGUGUUCCCAUGGGUCUCAGUCCCUAGGUCCUGAGAACAGAGACCAGGUCUGAAGCACAGAGAUAGCAUAGCAACUGAGUGAGUCAGAAACGAACCAAUGCUUGACAAUAACUGAUGCCAACAAUGGCCCUACUUUGACACGUUC